UGCAAACACGCCUCCAACUAAGACUUUGACAGCGCAAACUCUUCGAUGGUCAUUAACCCCGCCGCCCCGGUAAGCGGCUUAAGGUAUAAAGGGUUGCGUCGCUCAUCCCGUCCGAUUACUUUUGUUGAGAAAUCUCGACACUAUGGAAGUGACGCAUUUGCUCGUCGUGUAUCUUCUCGCUGCUCUAAGCGUACAUGCGUCGCACGGAAACGUCGAAGCUGAGGUCACCGAACAGGAAGGCAUCACCGAGGAUCAGCAGAAAGUGCAUGAUGAAUGCCGGAAUCCGGAUUACAAAAAAUAUCUCAAGUGUUUAAUGAGACCGAAGAGGCAUCAUCAUAACGGCCAUGGAGACGGACUGUCGGAAAAUGAUCCUACUCAUUGUUUGGAAGCGUGUUUUAAAAAAUGCGACCAUCAUUUGGAACAUGACGAAUGCGAGAAGAAAUGCAGUUACUGCACGAAAAGAACCAAGCACAGGCAUCAAAUCAUUACGGAAUACGAGACGGAAUGCGUAUCGGGAAAUUGCGGUCCGGCCAAUGAUGGACUAAGAACUACCAACAUAACAACGAACAUCGACAUCAAUAAUAUCAUUAAUACUUUUAGCAAUGCUACUAAAAAUGGUGCACUUGAUACAUCUGUUAUUCCUGGUAUGCCUGGUAGGCCUGGUAGGCCUGGUAGGCCCGAUAUUCCUGGUAGGCCCGAUAUUCCUGGUAGGCCCGAUAUUCCUGGUAAAUCCGACAUCUCUGGUAGGCCCGAUAUUCCUGGUAGGCCCGAUAUCCCUGGUAGGCCCGAUAUCCCUGGUAGGCCUGGUGUGCCCCGUAGGCCCGGUAUGCCCGGGAUGCCCGGAGGUGAUCAUGAAAAUGGUGGUAAUGGAGGUAACGGUGAGAAUGGAAUAAUGGAUAAAACAGGAGACUGCUGCCCACCUGUAGCAUCCCGCUUUCCAUCGAUUCCAAUAAUACCUCAAAUUUCAUUGGUACCACAAAUCACAUACGGUGUAGGAUUCGGAGCCGCAGGUGGAUGCGCGCAAAAUCAGUGGCUCUGUAUCCAAAGCGGCGUUAAGGAAGUACAGCCUGAUUGCUCCGGAUGCGGUAAUUCCGUCUUACGCUAUAGAUGCGAUGUAAGCUGUUACGCAACUUAUGCUGGCGCGGUGACUAAAAUUAAACCGCCUUGUAAUAGUCCGGAAUGCGUUGGAGGUUCAAUAUAAUUGCUGGAUACGUUGAAAGCAGUUGCAAUGUGAAUGUGAAACAUCAUUAUUAAUCGUUUGAAUUUUUUAUAUUUGUGUUAAUAUUAUAAAAAAAUUGCUUAUAAUUAACAUAGAAUGCAGCUUUAGAUUUCCCAAGUAAUCCCCUACUGUAAUGAUCAGGAUUUCCUAAGAUUAGCUUAUGAAAUAAAGGCAAAGUUAUUUUUCUUUUCCAAA
Molecule: messenger RNA, 1414 nt
Organism: Cataglyphis hispanica
Lineage: Eukaryota; Metazoa; Arthropoda; Insecta; Hymenoptera; Formicidae
Exons: 5
Coding region: 143-1201 (352 amino acids)
Source: RefSeq, a predicted model, not a curated record